Molecule: messenger RNA, 405 nt
Organism: Sporothrix brasiliensis 5110
Lineage: Eukaryota; Fungi; Ascomycota; Sordariomycetes; Ophiostomatales; Ophiostomataceae
Exons: 3
Coding region: 1-405 (134 amino acids)
Biological process (GO): ribosomal small subunit assembly; translation
Cellular component (GO): ribosome; cytosolic small ribosomal subunit
Molecular function (GO): structural constituent of ribosome; RNA binding
Source: RefSeq, a predicted model, not a curated record
AUGGAGGAAGCAACAAGGGAGCACGUCAGGAUGAACAUGACGAUGAAGAUCGUUGGGAACACUCGGCAGCAUCGGCAUCGAUACGGGCACCCGACGACGGACGCACGCCUUGAAGACGAGGAUGGAAACGACCUUGAUGGGAGCUUUGAUGGGAGCUCUAUCGACACGACCAUUUCGAAGGCCAGAGCCCCUGCUGCUGAGGCCCGUAAGCACAAGCUCAAGACCCUUGUGCCUGCCCCUCGCUCGUUCUUCAUGGACGUCAAGUGCCCCGGCUGCUUCACCAUCACCACCGUUUUCUCUCACGCACAGACCGUCGUCAUCUGCCAAGGCUGCACGACCGUCCUUUGCCAGCCCACCGGUGGCAAGGCGAGACUGACGGAGGGCUGCUCUUUCCGGAGAAAGUAG